GAAGGCGGUAAAAUGGCUCGUUGGUGAAGCGGCCGCCGGAGACUGAAGGCAGAUAUUUCAGAUUUUACGGGUUUAAUCUGAGUGUAAACCCGUUUCCGAGCGCGUUGAGCUGCUGCUGUGAGCCGAACCCGUCGGCAGGGGAGGAUGUUUGUGGCCCGGAGUAUCGCCGCGGAUCAUAAAGAUCUGAUCCACGAUGUUUCGUAUGAUUUCCACGGGCGGCGAAUGGCGACCUGCUCCAGCGACCAGAGCGUCAAGGUUUGGGACAAAAGUGACAACGGAGAAUGGCACUGCACAGCCAGCUGGAAGACUCACAGUGGCUCAGUGUGGAGGGUGACGUGGGCUCACCCGGAGUUCGGACAGGUGCUGGCGUCCUGCUCUUUCGACCGCACCGCCGCAGUGUGGGAGGAAAUAGUCGGUGAAUCCAAUGACAAACAGCGUGGACUCAGUCACUGGAUAAAGAGGACCACUCUGGUGGACAGCAGGACGUCGGUGACGGACGUGAAGUUCGCCCCGAAGCACAUGGGCCUGGUUCUGGCCACCUGCUCUGCGGACGGAGUGGUGCGCAUUUACGAAGCCCCGGACGUGAUGAACCUCAGCCAGUGGAGUCUCCAGCAUGAGAUUUCCUGCAAGCUCUCCUGUUCCUGCAUCUCCUGGAACCCCUCCAGCUCCCGUGCUCAUCCUCCUAUGAUCGCUGUUGGCAGUGACGACAACAACGUGACGUACAGCGGGAAAGUACAAAUCUAUGAAUACAAUGAAAACACCAGGAAGUACGCCAAAGCAGAAACGCUAAUGACUGUUACAGAUCCUGUUCACGACAUCGCCUUUGCUCCGAAUCUCGGGAGGUCUUUCCACGUUCUCGCCAUAGCAACCAAAGAUGUCCGCAUUUUCAAGCUUAUACCGCUCAGGAGAGAAAAUGCCACCAGCUCCGGCCCCACUAAGUUUGAGGUUCAGGUGAUGGCUCAGUUUGACAGCCACAACUCGCAGGUGUGGCGCGUUAGUUGGAACAUCACCAGCACCUUGCUCGCCUCCUCCGGAGACGACGGCUGUGUUCGCCUGUGGAAGGCUAACUACAUGGAUAAUUGGAAGUGUACGGGGAUCCUGCGCGGUGACGGAAGCCCAGUGAACGGCUCCUCAGGUCAGGGGACGGCCCUGAGCGCCGUGGGGUCGGCCGGAGCUCAGAGUCAGAACAGCGUGGUUGGGGCAGCGUCUGCUGGCAGAAAAAAAGCUCAGCUGAUGCCAGGCUAACGACGGCUGGCUGCUUGCUGCAUGCACACACGCACAGACACACAGGACUGGAAGAGAAUCCCCCCCUCGACGCCUCCACAGACACCUCAGCCUCCUCCAGAUACUAAUCCAACCGUGUGCCGACUGCCUUCAGUGUGAGACUGAAAGAAGUGCAGACUUGCUGAUUGUGUGUUGUGUUUGGUGGCACUUACUUUCCUUCUUUGUGUUUUGGUUUAAUCUUAAUGAAAGACCUGAGUGUUUGUUAAUGUUACGCUGCUCAGCCCAGGA
This is a messenger RNA of Pygocentrus nattereri (red-bellied piranha), 1512 nucleotides long. It is a transcript of the gene seh1l, whose product is annotated as SEH1-like (S. cerevisiae). The transcript has 9 exons. Bases 145 to 1245 code for a protein of 366 amino acids. Gene Ontology annotation, cellular component: Seh1-associated complex; nuclear pore outer ring. The record is from RefSeq and is a predicted model, not a curated record. Gene Ontology annotation, biological process: positive regulation of TORC1 signaling; cellular response to amino acid starvation. NCBI's taxonomy places the organism in Eukaryota, Metazoa, Chordata, Actinopteri, Characiformes, Serrasalmidae. Gene Ontology annotation, molecular function: protein binding; structural molecule activity.